Molecule: messenger RNA, 758 nt
Organism: Telopea speciosissima
Lineage: Eukaryota; Viridiplantae; Streptophyta; Magnoliopsida; Proteales; Proteaceae
Product: RING-H2 finger protein ATL74-like
Exons: 1
Coding region: 167-664 (165 amino acids)
Source: RefSeq, a predicted model, not a curated record
GAUAUGAAAUGGGUAUAAGAUAUUCUUGGCAGAUCUGAUCAAUUGGUGGACUUGUAGUUUAUGGGUUUUGUAAUUCAGGGUUUUUGUAGAAUUGUACAGGAGAACUGUGGAUGUUUCUGAUCUUUUGGGGUGAGAAUUGGAGUUCCAAGAUUUCAGUGAGAUUGUCAUGAGAAGAAAGGUUCUGGGUUCUGUAAUACAUGUUUUUGUAAUGGCAAUCGUCAUCUCUGUGAUACUAUUGUUCGUGGGCAUCACUUUUUUGAUCUUAGUUCAUGUUUGUGUUGUUGGGAGAGCUUUUCGAGGGUUCAGUGCUGGUACAAUGGAAGAGAGGGCUAGUAAUACAGGCAAUAAAAUGUCCAUUGAUGAUCUAGAGAAGCUUCCAUGCUUUGAAUUCAAAGCAGGAGAGAAGGGAAACAGUGAUGUUGAUUGUGCUGUUUGCUUGGAAAAUUUCAAGUUGGGUGAGAAAUGCAGAUUACUACCUCUCUGCAAACACAGUUUUCAUUCUCAAUGUGUAGAUUCAUGGUUGUUGAAGACACCGAUUUGUCCAAUCUGUAGAACCACUGUUGAUUCUCGAAAGUAUAGUGUGAUUUUGAUAGAGGAAAAUAGCCAUUCCAGUGAGGUAGCAAUUGAAUUGAGAGAGAUUCAGCCGGUUGUGGUUGGGAACUGAAUUGGGCUUCAAUCCAUUAAUUUUGCAGGCUGCUUCUGCUUCCUAAAUUUGAACUUUCUGUUUCGAAAAACCCAUGUAAAGAUGUAUCUUACAG